AUGAUUGUUCUGAUUGGCCUAGCUCAAAAGUGACGUUUGCAGCCAUUUCCUGUUUAGUUGCAAUCUGCAAUCGAGUGGUGAUUUGUUUUCAUUGUUCGUAUUUUAGAUUGCUGAAAUAAAUUAAAAAUAUUGUCUAAUUACAGGUACGUUGAAUUCAUGAUGUCACGCGUCAUCAUCAUUGCAAUAUGACCUUAUUUUUAAUAACGUGAUCUUCAUGAAAUUUUUCAUCGGACCUCAAGGAUGAAUUGUGCCUUUCCAAGAAGAUAGAUGGAGGAUUUUGCUCUUUGGAUUUCGUUUUAAUCGUCUAUCAAUCUAUUUUCCAAAGGAGACCAAAGUUGUGGACUUGAUUAUUCAAAAAUAUAAUUUAUAAAGAACUAUUUGAAUCAAAGACUUGAAAUUUACAAUGUCUGUCCAUUACCGAUUCAAGAGCAAUAUUGGCCAGGAUACAGUAAUUUUUGAUGGCUUAUACAUAUCAGUUGCUGAUUUAAAAAAAUCAAUUAUGCAACAGAAGAGGAUCGGAAAAAGCUCGGACUUUGAUCUUCAAAUAACAAAUGCUCAAACAAAAGAAGUUUAUGACAAUGAUGAAGUUCUUAUUCCAAAAAAUACUUCAGUUCUAGUGGCUAGAAUUCCUGUUCAAGGUGGAAGCAAAAAAAAUUGGGAUAAACCUGAUCUUCCACUACCGAUAGAUGAUGAUGACUUAGGGGGCCAUAUUCGUUAUGAUAAAAUUGCUAAAAGUGCGGAUUUACUAAACGCAAAUACAUCUGAAGAAGACAAGGUCAAGGCGAUGAUCACACAAUCAUCUGUCGAAUAUGAUCCAUCUAAAUACAUGAAGAGCCGUAGUAUGACAGGACCACUUCCCCCUGCUUAUAUGUGUUAUCGAUGUGGCAAAUCCGGUCAUUGGAUAAAAAAUUGUCCCACUAACAAUCCGGAUGUGAAACGUAGUACAGGAAUCCCUCGUAGUUUUAUGGUUCCUGUAGAUGGUCCUGAACACAAAGGGGCUCUUCUUACGAGUUCGGGUGAAUUCGCUGUUCCAUUAAUUGAUCACCAAGCAUAUAAAGAAGUGAAGAAAGAAAAGCCUCCUUUUGUGCCCCAGGAUGAUCCAGUUCCUGAACCAGAAGCUGAAAUUCCAGAGGAACUACUAUGUAUGGUGUGCAAAGAUCUGUUGCAGGAUGCUGUUUUGAUUCCAUGUUGUGGAAAUAGUUUUUGUGACGAAUGUGUCCGUCAAGUACUUUUAGAAUCAGAUAAUCACGAGUGUCCUGUUUGCCACGAUAUCGAUGUUUCACCAAAUACUUUGAUUCCGAAUCGUUUUCUGAGAACAGCUGUUUUGAAUUUCAAGAAUGAAACUGGUUACACUAGAGUAAAAAGGGCCGCUUUUAUGAAGCCAUCACCUAUACCUGAGCGAAACUUAUCUCCCCAACCUUCUCCAGAUUCAACCGUAGAAAGUCAAUCCCAGAUGGAGACAACUUCUAGAGUGGAAAUUAAAACUGAAAUAUUGGAACCAGAAAAGAAGACUUCUGAAACUGAAAAUAAACCAUUAGAGCAAGAAACUCCAUCUACAGAAGGAGAUGCUCUUAAAGUUGAUACAGGUAGCAUUGCUUCUGGAAAUAGUGCUGAAAAACCUCGUACACCAGACUUAAAGCUAGAUGAUGAUUCUCAAAAUAUUUCUCAACCUGGAACACCAUUGGCAGAUGAACCUGCUGAUAAUGAUGUAAGUGAUAAUAGGCCAAUACAAGCCAUUAAUCAAGAUCAAUAUACUAACAAAAGGAACUACGAUUAUCCCGGGCACUCGAGGUAUGGCCGUGGCCAUCGUGACAAUUAUCGGCGACAUAAAGAAGAUUCUCCUGAAGUUCGAGCUAUCAGCACAAUUGAGACUAUUGGUACUACGCGAGGCAGAUAUGGAACAAGACCAUUUCGGCAACAUUUCACAAGUCAACGUGAUGAUAGAGGCGAUUCUUAUGGUCAAGAUGAGGACUAUCAUGGCCGUUAUGAUAAAAGACAUCAUUCAGACAGAGGUGGUUCGCAGAAAACACAUAACACCCAUUAUGACAGGCCACCAAGAAUGUCAAGAUACCAUCCAUCUGGAAAUGUUCAUCAUUAUUCUGAGAGUGAUCAUUCCCGCCAUGAUUCUCCGUACAACCUUCCUCGCCAUAACGAAGAACCAAUGCACAAGCAUCAAGACAGAUAUAGGUCACCACCCCAUUCUGUGCCUAUUCCUGCUGCUUUGCCACCUCCAGUUUUCCCUCCUCCUCCUAGUGUUCCUUUACCUCCUCCAGCAGUUAUUGCAGCUCCACCUGUAUAUCCCCCACAACCACCUCCACCAGGUGCAUCUCCUAUUGACACCUCACAUUUGGGAGCUCAACCACCUCCUCCAGGUGUUGGACCUUUGAUGCCACUACCUCUUACAAGUGAAAACCAACCUUAUAUGAGCCGUCGUUAUGAAAGUGAAGAUCCUUUAAAAGACUCUAAAAAGGAUGAAAGGAGUAUUGAUGAUCGUUUGGAGGCUUUCCAGCGUGAGCUUGAAAAGCGUGAUCGAAAAGAUAACAGAGAUCGUUUGUCACGUAGCAGGAGUCGAAGUUCUGGCCGUCAUAGAUCCCGAUCAUAUUCGUCUUCAAAAUCCUGGUCUCAUUCGGCAAGCCGAAGUUUGUCAAGAACUCCAAGAUCGAGGUCUCGUACACCUUUCUCUAGUAGAUCGAGAUCACGCUCUUAUUCCUACUCUAGAUCAAGAUCUUGGUCAAAGGUCAGAUCUUAUACCAGAUCCCGUUCUCGCUCCAGGACGAAGUCCAGAUCUAGAUCGAGAUCAAGGGUUAGACGAAGGAGAUAUUCUCGUGAGAGGCCGCGCUCUCCAAGACCUCGUUCAAGAAGUAAAUCCUAUUCUCCCAAAGAAUAUCGUGCCCCUUCCCACAGAAGCCUUCCUUAUUCUGGAAAGCACUCAUAUUCUUCACCCCAGUAUGUUAGUUCAUAUCAAUCACAAUAUGGACAACCCCCAAAUAUUCUCCCAUUGCCUGUUAUGAGGCCUCCACCUUAUCAUAUUCAUCCAAUUCUUCCUGUUCAGCCAAUGCAUACUCGACCUAUGGAUCAUUAUCCUGUUGAUAGAGCUCCUAAGUAUGCUUCGUUAAAUGAUCAAUAUCCUGCCUAUGAUUCAUAUCCUACUCACAAGUAUCAAAGAUAUGACAGAGAGCAAAGAGGAUAUGAGAAAACUGGAAGUUAUGAUAAAAAUAUUAGAUAUGAUAAAAGGCAGGACUAUUCUAGACACGAGGAUGAGGAGGCUCCUCAUAGAAUCCCUGGUUGGGUUGGUGAGAGGCCAAGGGAAUAUAAACCAAAAUAUGGAAGACCUAGAGAUCAAAGAAAAGAAAUAAAAGAAUUACCCAAAAUCCCUGAGCAUGAAAUGAGAGUUCUGCAUUCAAAAGAACUUGAUAAUGAGCCUUCUUCUAAAGAGAGAUUAAAAGAAGAAAGAAAAGCUUCAAAACCUGCUAAAGAGAAAGAAGAAAAAGUCAUUAAGCAUAAGAAGCAUCAUCACCAUCAUAAGAGCAAGGAUCUUAAAAAACAAGAAACUAAGGUUACUUCUUCUGCCAAUGUUGAGAAGGAGGCAGAUCUAUACAGAAGUAAAACAGAAGAAUUUGAAAAUGAAGAGAACAAUGAAGUGCCUGCUGUUGAGGCUAAGGUAACUAAAGCUGCAGAAAAGGUGAAAGAUAAGAAACACAAACAUAAGAAGCACAAAGUUGGAGAACAAACUGUUAAGAAAAAGAAAACUGCAAAGAAGGAGAAGGGUGAAGCAGUAACAAGUACUAACACAGAUGUACCUACAAAGGUAAAGAAAAAGAAGACUAAAAUUAAACAGCCACCACCUGAAAGUAAUAUUGAAGAACACGAAGUGAAGCUUGAAAAGGCUCCAUCACCAUUACCUGAGUCAGUAGAACCUGCAGUUGAUCCUGCAGAAGCUGUUGUUCCUACUUCUGAAACUGAAGCAGUUGACAAAUCUCUGGAAGAACCUGAAUUGAAGAUUCAGGUUGAUAGUGAGACAGCUGAAUUCAUCACAGAAGAACUAAAUGAAGAAGACAUUAAUGAAACUGAAAUGAAAGAUGAAAAUGAUGCCGCAGAAACUGGACAUAUUGAAGAAACUGUUAAUAGCGAAGAAGAAAUUGAAGAGGAAGAAGAGGAGGAGGAUGUUCUUAGAGUAGAUGUACCCGGUUUAUCUAAGUGGGAACGUGAUAGUGGAGCUGAGGAUGUUGAGGAAGAUGCUGUGAGACCUCAAAGAAGAAGCUCUGUAGUUGUUUCAAAGGAAGAAACACUUCCCUCUGAAAUAAUUCAAAAAGCUGAGAAAGUGUUCCUUUCCCACCAAAUGAAGCCUAGAAUUGACACAAAAGAUGAAAGUGAUGAUUCAAAAGAUUCUAGUGAUGAGUCUAGUAGUGAAGCAUCUCCUGUCAAGCAAAAAGACGGUGUCGAAUUGAAAAGUGUUGUCAAGACAGAACGCCUACCCAAAAGUGAACUUCGUGUAAUUGUUUCUAAAGAAAAGCGAUCUGUUCAUUCCAGAAAGGAAGAUAGUGGUGCAAGAGACGAGUCCCAAUCUAGAAGAUACCAGCGUGACAAUAGGGGUCACAGUACCCGGCAUAGAGAUGACGAUAUUGCUCCUCGGAGAACCAUAACUUUGCAUUCUUCAAAUGCAGACGAGAAAUACAGAGAGCCAAGAGAACGGGUUUCUCAGCGUAGAGACAGAAGAUACAGUCCUAAGCGGGAAAUUGUCACGGGCAGGAGCAGUUCUAGGGACCAUAGCUAUAGGCAUGAGUCGGGAUACAGGGAUAAUGAUACGAUUCGAAGGGAAGAAAGAAGGCGGAGGUUUGCGGAACCUGAACCUAGGCAUGACAGGCAAAUUGAACAUAGUCGAUUAAUUGAAAGGUCUGAUAGAAGAAGAGCCCAUGAUGAUGGUGUAUCUUACUCAAAAAAUAAAAGAGAGGUUCGGUCGUCUGAACAACCACGCAAAUCGGUUAAACAUCGAAGGUCUCGUUCAAAAAGCUUUGAAUCUUUAGAUAGCUCUAAUUCAUACAGCAAGAGAAACGAAAGAUCUAAUUUAACAAUUAAAAGUAAGGAGCAGCAUCGUGAAAGAAAGGAUGAUGAUCGAGCCCGAGCUGAACGAAGUGAAUCCUUGCGAAGAAAACAUUCCCCGAUUAAACCCCCAGAAAAACACUCCAAGCCUAGUCGUAAAGAUGACUUUGAUGCUCUGAAAUUUGAACCUGAUUAUGAUGAAUUUAGUGAUGUAGAGGAAAAAGAACCAGAGAAAGAACGCUCUAAAAGAAAAAGCGCAACACCAGAUACUAGUAGAAAGCGGAUAAAACUGGAAAAGGGUGAUGAAUCUAUCAGCAGAAGGAUUACAAGGCAUAGCAUUACCAGUAGUGCUAGUUCUUCAGCGGUCAGUGCAAGUGAUUCGUCUGAUUCUGAUGAUCAGAAAGUUAGCAAGAGUAAAAAUUCAGAUUCUGAACACAAGCAAAAGCAUAAAAAAUCACGUCAUAAGAAGCACAAGAAGCAUAAGCACAAGCAUAAAAAGAAGAAAAGCCACAAAUCAAAAAAGAGUGAAUAAAGUUAUUUGAGAAUUGGGACUUGCUUAUCUCAGUAACCUAAAUAUUUGAUAAAACAAUUUGUAUAUAGUGUGAAAUUUAUUUUUCUCACCUCAAUAAACAAUUUCCUAAAUGAUAUGUUAAAAAAAUGAGUCUGACUCAUUAUAUUAUACUAUAUUAUAUUGCAUAAGAACUGGAAAUUACAUCAUUUUGCUCAUAUUUAUAACCAAAGUAUCCAGUGUAGUAUUCUUAUUAGUACCUUCAAAUGGAUGCAUUAUUGAUAAAAGAAACUGACUCUCACAGAGUUACAAUAUUUAUAAGAACAAGUACUUGUUAAUUUGUGUUUUUCUAAUUUCUUUCUCGUUUUAGAGAAAAUUGUGUGCCGAAAUCACUCAUAAUCUUUCAAACUUAAGGAACAAGACGAAGAUUUUUCGACAGUCAAGUUGUGCUUUAUGGACAAAAAGCUGUGAUAAUUCUUGGUUAAAAUGCUAGGUGUUUUUAAACACUUUUUGUAAACUAGUCUGCUUGAAAAAUGAUCGACAGUUAUGCUAAGUGAAGAAUCACUUAAGAGAAUGAAUGAAGUCCAAAUGUCUACUCAUUUGUCUAACUGCAUGUUUUGUUAAAUUUUUGUUAUUAUUUUUAUUCCAUUUUACUUACAAGUGUUUUACUCUUUGUUUGAGAAUUGAUUGUGAUUUGUGUACAAAAUAAUAAUAAUUAAAAUAGUUGUUGAUAUAUUAGUUGCCAAGAAUUGAUCGUGAUAACCUACAUAUAUAUGUCAGUGGCAUUACCAUUUUAAUGAUAAAAAGACUGAAGUAUAUAAUAGGACUCUCAAAUCAUGGAAUAAUAUUUUAUCUUAAUCAAUAACAGGGCACCCAAAUAGAUUCCCUUUUAUUCUAUAAGUCUGUUUCUUCCCCUUUGGUGCUUUUUUAUCAGUUCCCCCCCCCCCCCCCAAUGAAAAUAAAUCAGCCAAAUGAUCUCUUUCUCCUGUUUGAUUAUUAUUUUAAAUAUAAAGCAAAAAUUCGAGUAUUAUAUUCCUUGCAAAAAAGGGGGAAGAGUAAUAAGCUAAUUAAAUUUAUCAAUUAACGUUUAGAAACAGUUCACUCAUGAUAUAUAUUUUUGUCGCUUUGAAAUAUUCAUAUGUCAUUUCUUUAUUUAAAUUAAUACUACUAAUAAAACUUUAAAAUUUACAUUAAAUUACAAUUGUUUCAAAUAUCUGAUUUUAUUUACAGUAUUUGAGAUUACAGAAUUUUCAAGGUUAAUUUUAUGGAUUAAUAAUGGAUUAAUUUUAUGGAGAAUAUAACUUAGUAUAAAAUUUUUAUAUUCAUGGAUUUAGGGGGCAUUCGCUUAUUUUUCAAAUUUCGGUAAUAAAUUUUGUGGGAUGGAAUUUUCAAAUUCAAAAUUUAAGAUUGGUUUUUUAAAACAAUGACUGAAUUUUGUACUUAGAAAAGAUACCAUCCACGAAAUUUUCUUUUGAUUUGAAAUUAUGAAAGCACUUGUUAAUUAAUUAAAAAAAGUCUUGAACCUAAUUACUAAUUCUAACAAAAGUAUUGAAUCAAGAGAAUUAUCUAAUAUUCCCCAUUCAUUUAUUUUCAUUCUGUGCAUGAGUCAUGCUUAUAGGUACUAUAUUAUGUAUAUAAUAUUGUGUCUAAAAAUAUGAUUACAUGUUAAAGAAUGUUAUUUUUGUAUUGAAAAAUAAUUAGUAAUUGAAAAAAAUUUGGUUCUAUUUUUACCCCUCUUUGAUUGGAAUAUCUGUUGGGACCCUAUAGAUAAUUUGAUUACUCAUUGCUAUAAUAAGAACAAUAUAAAUUUUAACUAUUUAAAAUAAAUUGAGGUGCCCAGGCUAAGAAUAAUUGAUCUCAACUGACAUUUGAAUUGCUAGAUCUCUGUAUGACUAGAAAAGUUAGUUUUUUUCUAUGGGCCAAUUUUUAUGGUGGAAAAAGAAAGCUUUCCCGCAUUCGAUUUCAUAUAAUACUUCAUCAUAUGAAAUAUGGAUGGUGUGAGUACACUGUCAUACAUUUUUCUCAAAAUUUGAAGUUGAUAGAGAUAUCCUAUUUUUUUCAGGGUGCCUCAAUUUCCCGUUACGCUUGGUAAAAUUAUAAAACAAAAUGUUGCAGAAAAUUUUUUUAGGAACUUACAUCACCUUCUUAAUUAUAAGAGAGAUCCAAUGUUUCAUGAAUUCAAAAAACAUUUGAAGUGGUAUUUACAAAAAAAUUAAAACGCUGCAUAAACAACUAAGCUGUAAGUUACAAAUUUAUAACUCACGAUUUCAUAGUGUUUGCAUGCUCUGACAAUUUUUGAGUUGAAAUAGCAAUUUUAUUUUAGAUGUCUAAAUUUAAACUUUUUUUUUCAAACAAGCUUUCAGAAGCAAUAGUGAUUUAGUUUAACCCAUAGCUAUCAAUACUCUUUUCACAUUGUUUAACUUCAAAAAGUUAAAAUUCUAUAGUGGGAACACAUCCACAAAGUUCAGAACAGCUCUUAAAUUGUUCAAUGUAAUGAACUAAAGUUAAACAACUCUUGAGAUAUCUAACUUUAAUAAAGAUGCAAAUAAUUGGAUAACACAAAGCAAUUUGAAAGAAAUUUCAAUGACUUGCUGAAAUAAAUAAUGUUAUUUUUUUCCCAACUAAACUAGGUUUUAAAGUUAAUGCUAUAUUCUGUAUUAUGUUACGUCCUUAGACAAUGUUUUGUUGGAUCUGACUGAAUAAGUAAACACUAAAUAUCUAACUAUGCAAUUAGAAAGCUAGCAUGUAUGUUUCUAAUAUUUUUUUUAAAAAAGAAAUAUAUGUAUUUGUUUUUUUAACUAUUAUGUAUUACAGUUUUAGUUUAUCGGAGAAAUACCAUGAGCAAAAAUGUACCCAUGUUAUCUGUCAUUUGUAUUGUAUGUUCAUAAAGUGUUAUAUUUCA
This is a messenger RNA of Parasteatoda tepidariorum (common house spider), 8450 nucleotides long. RefSeq lists its product as uncharacterized. The record is from RefSeq and is a predicted model, not a curated record. Gene Ontology annotation, cellular component: nucleus. Gene Ontology annotation, biological process: mRNA processing; ubiquitin-dependent protein catabolic process; protein ubiquitination. Gene Ontology annotation, molecular function: zinc ion binding; ubiquitin protein ligase activity; nucleic acid binding. Lineage: Eukaryota; Metazoa; Arthropoda; Arachnida; Araneae; Theridiidae.